UUUUUAUAAAAUCUUUAGAAAACCCUUUUCCACUUGUUGUAUUUGUUUAAGGUCUUAUAAAGUAAAAUAACAAUUUACCAACCCGAUGUUAUCUCUUGGUAAACCUUCCCACAAGAAUAUUUUAAACUUCUUUGACAUUUUUGUCAAUACACAAUCAUAUUUGGCAGGAGUCAAAAUUCAAAAGUCCUCAAAAAUGAAAAAGCAAAUCGUUAAGGAGUUCAUAACCGUUAAGAGGGUGCUUCACCUUCCGUCGGACCCACCUCCACCACCUCCGCCUCCCCAGCGCCACGUUUUAGCCGUGGGCAGCUGCACCCUGGACAUGAUCAUCAUAGUUGACAAACCAUUAGUACCAGGCCAGGUGCAGCGCACGAAGGAGGGAAGCUGGCGGCGCGGCGGUCCGGCGGCCAACAUCUGCACCGUGUGGAGGCGACUUGGAUUGGAGUGCGAGUUCCUAGGCGUUUUGAGCAGUGCGCGAGCCUUCGAGAGCCUGUUGACUAGUUUCCAAUCGCAGGGCAUCGACAUUUCCAAUUGUCCCCUGACGAACCACCGUCCUGCCCACCGCAGCAUCAUUGUCCAGCGGAACGCAGAUUCACGAACCAUCCUGGAGUUUUUCAAUGCCAACCAGGAGCUCACCUACCAGCAGUUCGUGGGCGCCGUCGACUAUCAGAAGUACUCGUGGAUCCACUUCGAGAGCCGCAAUCCCGUCGAGAUGAAGCGCAUGAUCAUGGCAGUAAUUGACUUCAACGAGCGCUGUCCCGAGUCCAGGAUCAUGCUCUCCGUGGAUUUGGACAACAUGCGGCCAGCCACCAUGCUAAUGGCCAGUAUGGUGGACUACGUCUUCGCUCGGAAGACCAUGAUGCGCACCUACGCCUUCAUGAAUGGACGUGAGGUUGUUUGGGCGCUCAGGGAUGGAAUGCGGGCGGCACGGGCUCGCUGGGAGAAGAGCCAGCCCCGAAAGAUGCCAUACCUGCCACCCGAUCCGCCGGCCGAGGAUUCAGAUGAAAAGUGUAAUGGUCCGCCAAACAAUCAACCCAUUGUCAUUUACAACAACUAUGUGGAGGGGGCCAGCUGCCUGAUGGCAGACGACACCUACUUUAAGGUGGGUUCCCAGAUCCCGCCAGAAAUCGUGGAUCGUGUGUAUGUGAACGACACCUUUUCGGCGUCCGUGAUCUAUGCCCUGCACAAGGUGGAGAUGCGGCUAAGGGAUGCAGUCGAAUAUGGAACCCGGGCCGCCGCUCUCAAGUUGACGGCAAUCGGAUUUGAUGUGCUGCGAUGUAUGCCCAAAGAUCUGAUCGGUUGUUACUAUGCAUAA
Drosophila suzukii is the source of this 1312-nucleotide messenger RNA. Its product is annotated as ketohexokinase. Gene Ontology annotation, biological process: fructose metabolic process. The record is from RefSeq and is a predicted model, not a curated record. NCBI's taxonomy places the organism in Eukaryota, Metazoa, Arthropoda, Insecta, Diptera, Drosophilidae. Gene Ontology annotation, molecular function: ketohexokinase activity.